CUCCGCCUGCCGCCAUAUUGUGGAUGUGCAGUACGCGUCCGUGUGUAACGCUCAGACUGUGAAAUGUUUUAAGAGUGUUUUUACUGUCAGUUACGUUAAAAGUGCGAGUUUUUAUUGAUCAGUGAAAAUGCAGACAGGCAGCGGGGCUAAAAACCCGCCAUGGGCGCGAUCAAACGUGAAUACAAAUAUGACCGGCAUGAACACGCAAAUCAUGGACCCUAACUCUAUGAUGACACAACAGGGUAUGAUGCCAUUCCAACAAACUCCGGCUGUGUUUAAUCCGAGUAUGAUGCAAGCUCAGAGUGGCAUGUCCAUGCCAAUGGCAGGGCAAAUGCAAAUGAAUCAAAUGACUCAAGGUCAAAUGUAUCCGGGCAAUGUUGUUGCGUACCCGACACCACGUGCUAUGAACCCGGGAAUGUAUCAAAACAGCUCAUCCGGCGGAACGGCGCCGUCCAGCGAACAGAGGGUGUUCACAGGAACUGUAACAAAGACUCAUAAUGAUUUCGGUUUUGUCGAUCACGAUGUAUUCUAUCAAACUUCCGUGUGCGCUAAGGGAAUCAUUCCAAAAGUAAACGACAGAGUUCUGGUGGAGGCAAACUACAACCCAAACAUGCCGUUUAAGUGGAACGCGACCAGAGUACAGGUGCUGCCUAAAAACGGGCCUGGUAACCAGAAGCAGAACACCCCAAAAAGCAACAACUAUAAUGCUGUACCACCACCUUCGGGCGAUAGACAGUCUAACAGGAAGGACCGUAUGCAGAGACCCAGAGAUAACAGAGAAGUCAGAGAUAGAGAUAACAGGAAACGCUCAAGAACCAGAAGCCGCUCACGCUCGAGGAACAUCCAUGACAACAGGGUAAACAGGAGAGACUCGCCACCCCGCAAGCGCCCUGUAAUUCAUCAACCUUCUCCAGUCAAAUAUGUAGUCAGGGUGCCACGUAUGCCAUUGGACAUUGAGAAGCUAGAUGUCCCAGCGCUGUCUCAAAGGUACACUAACAUGUACGUGCCGUCUGACUUCUUCAACGCCCAAGUGAAAUGGGGCGAGACAUUCCCGCCGCAGUCUCCGCUGUCGCUCAACAAUCCGUGUCAGUACUACAUCAUGAACAAGGAUAUCGACAAUCCUCUUGGCAAUGACUCCAUUUUGGAACCUCCUGAUGCGGAUUACAGAUUUUCAGCAAAGGUGAUGUUAAUCAGCAUGCCAACACUGGAAUCAUUUUACCAGAAAUGUGGACUGACUAAAGUAGAUGAGAAAGACAAACGCUCCACCAAUUCCAAAACUCCCUUGCACCCUACCCGUCUGAUCAAGUUCCUUGUUGGCCAGAAAGGAAAAGGUGGUGAAAAUUUUGCUAUAGGUGGACCAUGGAGUCCUUCUCUGGAUGGCGACAACCCUCAAUCUGAUCCCAGCGUCCUGGUCAGAACCGCCAUACGCACAUGCAAGGCCCUGACUGGAAUUGAUUUGUCUAACUGCACCCAAUGGUACCGAAUGGUGGAGUUUUACUACUGGCGCGAGGGCAGCAACGGCAAGUCGCGGCUCGAGUGUGUGGUGUUGUUCCUGCCCGACGUGUGGUCGGCGCAGCCUUCGCGUAUCGAGUGGGCCAACGUUCAGGAGACAUAUAAGACCGCCUGCGACAACGCGAUAAGGAACGUCGACAUCGUCGCGGCGGAGGUGGCGGCCGCGCCCGCGCCCGCGCCCGCGCCCGCACUCGCACCCGCGCCCGCACUCGCGCCUGCGCCCACGCCUGCAGCCGCAGAGCCCGAGCCGCCGUCCGCCGCCGCCGAGCCUGCUGUUGCAUCUGCAUCUGCCGCGGAGGCUGCGCCAGCGGACAAAUCCAAAAUUGAUACGCCAAGCCACGAUGACAGUACUAUAACCAUAGAUGAGAAUGAUGAUGAUGAGGACAAGCCUGAGCCGACACAUUAUUCCAAGAUCGAUUUGAGGACCAUUAAAGUUGACCAACUGCGCCAAGAGCUAAGAGCUCGUAAUGUCAGCUGCAAGGGCCUGCGUGCUCAACUGGUGUCCCGUCUUUCUAAACUAGUCAAGCAAGAAGAAGAAAAGGAAACCAAAGGCGACGAGGUGGAAGUCUUGGACGACGACACAGAAGAAAAGAAGGACAAGCCCAAACAAGACGAUUCCAUCGAGAUACCCGAUGACAAGGAUGACACGCCUAAAGCGGAAAAGGAAGAAAAGAAAGAGGAAAAGACAGACAAAAAGGAGGAAAAAGAGAAAAAACCGGCGCCAAAGUCUGAGAAGGAAAUUGAGCAGGAAUUGAAAAGGCUGGAGAAAGAAAGGCAGACGCUAAAGUCGCGUUACGAAGUGCCGAACGGCCCCCACAUUCUCGUGCACCCGUCGACGACGGCCAAGGGCGGCAAGUUCACCUGCAACAUCGCCACUCUGUCGUUCCUGCUCGACUACCGCAUUACUGACAACAAGGAGCACAGCUUUGAGCUGUUUGUGUUUGCUGAGCUCUUGAACGAGAUGCUUAUGCGAGAUUUCGGCUUCUACAUCUACAAAACGCUUUACACUUUGCCCGAAAAAGUCGAGGAAGUAAAGGAAGUCAAAGAAAAGGAGUCCAAAGAAGUUAAAGACGAAAAGAGUGCUGACAAAGCUGAUAAGAAGGAUGACAAAAAAGACGAUGAGAAGAAAGAUGACAAAAAGGAAGAUAAAAAGGAAGAUAAAAAAGAAGACAAAAAAGAGGAUAAGAAGGAGGAAAAGGACAAAAAAGACGACCGACGCGAUGACAGACGUGACGUUUCACGGCGGCGGGACCGACGGACGUCCGCGAGCGACGACGAGCGCAGCACUUCUCCCCGCCGCCGCAGCCGCGGCGUGGAGCUGCCGCCCGACCCCUACCUGCUGCUGUCGCUCGUGUACUUCGACACGGCCCGCGGCGGGCACGUCACCAAGAAGGACCUGCAGAACCUCUUCAUGAGCUUAGGGCUCCAGUUGUCCCGCUCGCAGAUACGCAGCGUGCUCGAGAAAGUUUGCAUCAAGGACUCUUUCAGUUACAAGAGCCUUAUCCAGUCCAUCAAGGAUCUGGUGGCCGGCUCACACGAAGCGAUGCAAGAUCUGCCCCUCGAUACCGCGGUCGUUCCUCAGGAGGUGCCCCCUCACAUCGCCGAACUAGAGGCCGCUAUUGCAGCGGGUAAUCGAGAGCUGCUGCCGGUCUUCAAUAGACCCUCGGACGGAGAAUCCGCUUCUAAUAAUGAAACUAAGGAUGUUAGCGACAAGGGUGUGGUGGUGUACAAGUCGCGCGUGAUCGACGUGGGCGCGCUGGUGGCCGCGGAAGCUCGCAACGCGGCGACGCGCGGGCGCCUGGAGGCCGCGCUGGAGGAUGCGCGUGCGCAGCUGCGGAGCGCGCGCCAGGCCGCCGCGUCGCGCCAGCAGGCCGAGCGCGGCGCCACCGCGCAGCUCACGGAGAUCCAAGACCAGCUCGCCGCCGCCAGGGCCAGGGUCACCUCGCUCCAGGUGCGUACACUCUACAUGCUCUCUACUCUGGAGGCCGCGCUGGAGGAUGCGCGUGCGCAGCUGCGGAGCGCGCGCCAGGCCGCCGCGUCGCGCCAGCAGGCCGAGCGCGGCGCCACCGCGCAGCUCACGGAGAUCCAAGACCAGCUCGCCGCCGCCAGGGCCAGGGUCACCUCGCUCCAGGUGCGUACACUCUACAUGCUCUCUACUCUGGAGGCCGCGCUGGAGGAUGCGCGUGCGCAGCUGCGGAGCGCGCGCCAGGCCGCCGCGUCGCGCCAGCAGGCCGAGCGCGGCGCCACCGCGCAGCUCACGGAGAUCCAAGACCAGCUCGCCGCCGCCAGGGCCAGGGUCACCUCGCUCCAGGUGCGUACACUCUACAUGCUCUCUACUCUGGAGGCCGCGCUGGAGGAUGCGCGUGCGCAGCUGCGGAGCGCGCGCCAGGCCGCCGCGUCGCGCCAGCAGGCCGAGCGCGGCGCCACCGCGCAGCUCACGGAGAUCCAAGACCAGCUCGCCGCCGCCAGGGCCAGGGUCACCUCGCUCCAGGUGCGUACACUCUACAUGCUCUCUACUCUGGAGGCCGCGCUGGAGGAUGCGCGUGCGCAGCUGCGGAGCGCGCGCCAGGCCGCCGCGUCGCGCCAGCAGGCCGAGCGCGGCGCCACCGCGCAGCUCACGGAGAUCCAAGACCAGCUCGCCGCCGCCAGGGCCAGGGUCACCUCGCUCCAGGUGCGUACACUCUACAUGCUCUCUACUCUGGAGGCCGCGCUGGAGGAUGCGCGUGCGCAGCUGCGGAGCGCGCGCCAGGCCGCCGCGUCGCGCCAGCAGGCCGAGCGCGGCGCCACCGCGCAGCUCACGGAGAUCCAAGACCAGCUCGCCGCCGCCAGGGCCAGGGUCACCUCGCUCCAGGUGCGUACACUCUACAUGCUCUCUACUCUGGAGGCCGCGCUGGAGGAUGCGCGUGCGCAGCUGCGGAGCGCGCGCCAGGCCGCCGCGUCGCGCCAGCAGGCCGAGCGCGGCGCCACCGCGCAGCUCACGGAGAUCCAAGACCAGCUCGCCGCCGCCAGGGCCAGGGUCACCUCGCUCCAGGUGCGUACACUCUACAUGCUCUCUACUCUGGAGGCCGCGCUGGAGGAUGCGCGUGCGCAGCUGCGGAGCGCGCGCCAGGCCGCCGCGUCGCGCCAGCAGGCCGAGCGCGGCGCCACCGCGCAGCUCACGGAGAUCCAAGACCAGCUCGCCGCCGCCAGGGCCAGGGUCACCUCGCUCCAGGCCAGCUCCAAGAUUUUCCAUUCCGCCUUGAAAAGUAUCCAGUCUAAAGUAGAAGCCGUCGUGAACAUCAAGUACGAGGACGACGACGUAGUCGAAGUUGUGAACGGACCGUCAAAGUAUGAAAAAUUGCCAAAAAAAGAGGAAAUUACUAAACAAGAAGAGCUAGAUGUGAAAUCAACUAAGGAAGAACAAGAAAUCCCCACACGUACGGAAGUUGACUCUUCAAAUCAGGAAAAAGACACUAAUGAUAUCAUUACGACAGAGAACAUGGAAAUUGAUGAUAAGGAAUAAACCACUUAGUACACUUAGA
Cydia strobilella is the source of this 5033-nucleotide messenger RNA. RefSeq names its product cell division cycle and apoptosis regulator protein 1-like. Bases 128 to 5014 code for a protein of 1628 amino acids. The record is from RefSeq and is a predicted model, not a curated record. NCBI's taxonomy places the organism in Eukaryota, Metazoa, Arthropoda, Insecta, Lepidoptera, Tortricidae. Gene Ontology annotation, biological process: regulation of DNA-templated transcription. Gene Ontology annotation, cellular component: nucleus. The transcript is spliced from 16 exons.